Molecule: messenger RNA, 1977 nt
Organism: Protopterus annectens (West African lungfish)
Lineage: Eukaryota; Metazoa; Chordata; Ceratodontiformes; Protopteridae
Product: F-box only protein 47-like
Exons: 7
Coding region: 1-954 (317 amino acids)
Source: RefSeq, a predicted model, not a curated record
AUGGAUGGUGCAGCUGGAGCUGCAGGCUCUGGCAUGGCAAUGGGAAGACAUGCCUGGCUGCCCCUUAUAGGCUUUGUGGAUCACUUCAAGGUGAUGUUUAUUCUCACAGCUGGAUGGGAUGAAUUAGAAUGUCAUCGUGUUUACAGUUACAUCUGUGACUUAACUGCUUUACCUCGUAAGAUACAGACAGUUGUCAGUAGCAAACCAGGAGCAGCAUGGAGACUGGAAUUGCGAGUUAGGUUGUUCUGCCGAAACGUUUUAUUGGAUCACUGGGAGAAUAAGAGUGAUGCAGCAUUCUGGCUGUCCCGGAUUCUUAAGCCAUGGCCAAUUGUAAACCAGGCUAGGCUUUUGUACAUCAUCUUUGGGCCAAUGUCUUCUGCAGAUGGUGGGCAGAUUGUGUGGCACAAAAUGUCAGAGGGCUUUGCAGAUGAAAGCACAUUAAAGGGUUUGGCCGAUGCUAUUAAACUUCUGUAUGAUGCUGAAGCAAAAGAGUGGACAACUGAUGAUGUGAUUAGUCUUACAGAUGAGUUAACAGUGGUUCCUCAGAUAUGGAUUCUGGAAAAUACUGCCCGCCUACUCAUCUUAUGUGGAAACAGCAUCUGCUUUACUUUUAUGGCCAGUAAAGCAGUAAAUGGGCGAAUCAUUGAAGUGUCUCACCUAAUGGUAUUCUUAUCUUUGGUCUGUGAAAAAGACUUGUAUUGCAUGGACUGGGCAGUGAAAAUGAUGCAGAAGAUAUGCAAAGUUUUCAGCAAUUCUGCUGAGCGAAAUAGUUUUCUACAAAACCUAGAAUACAGCUUUGCUCGUGUUAACAUGGACAUGCUACAGUCAGUAAUGUCUGGUGGAAGAGAGGAGGAUGACAGUGGGUUCCUAAAUCUGUACCACUUAGUAAAUGCACAGGCUAAUUUUCAUAAAGAAAUCCUCUUUCUGAUGAUGAAUCAUAGUAUGCCUAACUGAAACUGCAAGCUGUAGAAGAUAUUCUAUUAACCAAUAAUUGCUUUCGAACUGGAUGAUCCUAGUUACUUGCCAGUAUCACCACUUUGUCCUGCCCAUAAGGUAUUAUCAGAUUCUGACUGCCAAGCAAGCUUCCUUACAUCAAGUGCAUCAAGUACUUUAUACACAGGAUAAACUUUUAACCACACUGAAGCUGUCAGGUAUGCUGGGACGGGUAGACUAAGGUAGUGUAUUUUAAUGACAGUUAAAAAUAUCAACACAUAGGCACACAGUGACUAAUCAGAUAAGAGAAAGUUCAUAAAAAAAGAAAAUUGUACAUCUUGCUCAGUGGCAGACAUGAGUGAAACUGUCUAUCCAUAAGUACCUCCCAAGACCAUAAACUGGAACAUUAAUAAUUUUAAACUGCUGUUAUUGUCAGCAGUAUUUGUUAUUAGCAUUACAACAAUAAUGCAGAUGCUGGAGCUUUGCAGUAGUAUAUCUUUCUCUGAUGUAAGUAUGUGUUAAAAGACAGAGCUGAUUUUGAUUUCACUGACAUUCCUGGAUUUAUAACUUGAGAAUGUAUAUUUUACAUAGGAUGGUUCUUCAGAGUACAAUAUUAUUGUUUCUUCAUUAACUUUUGUUUAGGAAGACUUGCUGGCCAGUCUGAUUAUUGGCCUAUCAUUCUGAUUUUUUUACAUUUAUACUAAUCAGAAACCCAUUUUUGUCAUGAUUUGCCAGUUUCAAAAUGAAUAUGAAUAGCUGUAGUUCUAUGUGAUACUGUCACGAAUGAUGCAUGUAGCUCUAGGUAUCAUCUUGUCAGUAGUUUUCGAGCAACACCUAACAAAAUGCACUUUGGGGUGUCGCUAUGUUUCAGUUUUGUAGUUGCACUGCUGGUUAUUAUUCAUUUCAAACAGAGCAUGUUGAGGUGGUAACCUGUGGAACUGUUAUUUAUACAAUAUUUAUUGAAUUUUUACUCUGCAGUUGUAUAGACUAAUAUAUUUAAAUACUGGGUUGUUGCAUAUGAUUACAUUUUAGAUCACUGGUUUA